AGGAGGCCAUGGCUUAUGUAAUCUGGAAAAUAUUCAUGAGGCAAUACGCUCGUCGCCUCCACUACAAUACGCAGCAGCAGCAGCAACAGCAACAUUCGACAUUGAUCUGGCAUUCGUCGUACGAAUAUGCGGCCAUUCGGACGGCCGACGACACGAACAUUGAGGCAGGGCCGCCACCUUCGGAGAGGGGAGGAGGAGCAGGGACCACCGAAAGCCCCAAAUUAGCAGAAAAGGAGGAGGAGGUGAAACAGACAAGGGAGGACUUGGGCGAGAUCUUGGUGUUGAAUGACACGCAAAUCGAUGUCCCAGUGGGAGCCACGAGUGUGCCCCAGGAGGAGGUAAGGCGGAGAGAGGAGGGAAUGGCCAACACGAGGAACGAGGCCAACAGGCCAGCGCCCAUAGCCCGCAAUGAGGAAGAGGACGACGACGACGACGACGAGGAGAUGGAGGAGGCUGUCGAGGAUCCGGAUCCAGUGGUGGCAACAAAUGCUAAUUAUGUGUGCUGUCAAUACCCUGCAACAACUGCAACAAGCAGCAGCAACAGCAGCAAUGCUGUGGCAACUUUGAACCGCGGCACAUCGCGGGUUCGCGAAUAUCUCAAGAAAUGCAGGCAACGCUUAACGGGUCAGCAGCAGCAGCCGCAGCCACAGCCGCAGCCACAGCCACAGCCAAAGACUACGACUACUACCACGAUAAUAAUGAUCAGGAAUGAAGCUGCCACAGCCAGAGCCACGGCCAUAGAUGUGGCAGAAGAGGAUGAGGAUGAGGAGGAGGAGGAGGAGGAGGAGGACUGUUGCUCGGAUGAUGCCUCCUCCACAGCGUAUGCGGACACCCAACCCAUUGACUGUAGUCUCGAGGCGCAGCAGCAGCAGCAGGCGGUCCACCAAGUGGAAAUGCAUCCCAUACCCCACCUGGCUGGCGCUGCCCCUGCCCCUGCCCCUCUCGCUGACGUUGCUGAGUUGCAGGCUAAGGAGAACGAGGAUGUGGAUGUGGAUGUGAAGGUGGAGCUGGAGCUGGAGGUGGAGCUGGAGGUGGAUGUGGACGCCAUGCUGGCCCAGCUGAUUGACAGCCAUCUGUCGCACAUUUAUCCCGUCUACUGGGCACGCACGCGUGCAAUAUUAAUCCAGCAGGCACGUGAGCGGCUCGACUGCUCCUUCGAUGGCUGCCUGGACCGCUUCGAGCAGCGUUUCCUAUGCAAAUUUGCACAAAUUGCCACAACACUGCGCGCCGCUCAUCAAAUUGGCGAGUCCUGGUUAUGGCACGCCGGCUGGCCUUUGGCAACACCCAAUGGAGCGCUGGUGCUGCAUUUGAGCGACGCUGAGAUCGCGCACGCACUUCGUCCCGCAGAGCUCUAUCUGUGCAUCAAAUUGGAAGCCCCAACAAGCGACAAAAGCGACGACGACGAAGACGUUGAGGCCACACUACGGCUCUAUGCUGUUUGGCGCUCCUCCCCGAACGUGGAGAGCGUCCAGAGAUAUUGCAUCGACCAUACGAAUCCGCUGGCACUGCCACUGAGCCUGCUCCAACUGGAGAUGUCCACGACGGCGGCGGCAUCAAUAAUGAUGGCCACAACAGACGGCGGCGAGCUGCCGCAGCUGCUGCAGAAUCUGCUGGUGAGCGUGGAGCGCAGCAUUGAGCGCGUGUCACUGAACGAGCUGCAGAUGCAGAUGCAGAUGCCCCAACCCCAACCACUGGGCGAGGAUCUGCCACUGGAUGAGGCCAACAACAACAACAACAACAACAACAAUAAUAAUGGGAACACGAAUGGGGGGAACCCGAGCAGCAUUGCCGGUUCACCCAAGUGCGCGCUGAGGCGCAGCGAUUUGAUUACCAAAAACAAACUGUUCAACAACCGCUACAUGCUGCGGCGUCUGACCAACAGACAGGACAGCAUGAACUCCACCUCGUCGGGGAACAGCAAUGUCAGCGAUAGGAGCAGCAACAGCAGCAGCUCCAGUUCCAGCUCGAGUGCCGGCGAGGAGCUGCUCAACAAUAAUAUGAAACAGAAUUCAGGCGGAGGUGGCAACAGCAACAGCAACAGCAGCAGCAGCGAGACAAAGAAGAGGAGCAGCAACAGCAGCCGCAGCGGCAACAGCGACCAGAGUGAGGCAUCAUCCACGUCCCCGGCACUGCCGCUGUUUUGUUUGGGCAACUCUUUUCCGCAUAUCGAUAGCGAUGAGGAGCCCAGCGAUGGUGGCGGCGGCGGCGGAGGCAGCGGAAGAGCAGCUGAACGAUCUUUGGAGACCUGCGAAACGGAGCUGCUGCCGCCCAGCUCCAUCGGGGAGCUGCCCGAGAAACUGCUGACCAGCGGCGUCUAUCUGCCAGGCACACGCACCCUCAAAGGCGACCCACUUGUGAGCGUGGAUGCGGCCUGUGUGGCGUCCGCCGGCCUCAAUUGCUAUGAGCUUGCCACACUGCUGCUCUACUACAGCACCAUACCAGAGCGCAACACACCGCCUCCUGCCCCCCAAGCACCAGGAACAACCGCAACAAUCAAUGGCCAUAAAAGUACGGAGCAGCAGUCGCAGCGACAACAACAACAACAACAACAACCCGCCCAACAAACAUUUACCAUUUUAAUUGCCAUCGAGAAAUCGCAACAUUUAUGCGUAAUCGAAUUAAUUUGCCAAAGUCUCAGGCUCUUAAGCAAGCAGAUUGGCAAUUGUGAAAUUUUGGUCGUUUCCAGCGAUACGAAUUUGCUGCAAUUGUGCAACGAGCAGCACCAACAGAAGCAACAGCAGCAGAACUCCACCCCCUCAAACAGAAACAGCAACAGCAACAACAUAAACAGCAACAACAACAACAACAACAACAAUGAUCACCCGGAGCCGGCAUCGCCAUCGCAUUUGGUUAAAUUCAUUAGCGUCGACCAAGUCACGACAAGUGUUGCGCCAUCACAGCUACCCAGUGGCCUGCUCCCGUCGCUCCCCGCCUUGUCCGGCCAGCCGCAGCAGCAGCAGCAGCAGCCCCAUCACGACGCGGGCAAGUGGCGCGAGUUCUUCGCCCAGCUGGAGGCGUUCCAGAGGCAGUGCUCGGCGGCCGGCGGGCAUCUGGUGAGCGCCCUCAGCGAUAUACGCGCCGCCGAUCUGCAGGGCCUGCCGACGCGCCGCCAGCUGUACGGCCAGCACCGGGCCCUGAGUCGUGCCCUGAUGGACUCGCAGCUGCACAGCCUCCGCAAGCUGGGGGCCUCGCAGCUCUCCCGCCUCCAGGAGCUGGCCAGAGGCAUCACCUCUGGCCCGGCGAGUGCCGCCACCGCACCGCUGCGAGGGGUGCCGGUGGGGUCACCGAUGACGGUGCUCAAUGCGGAUGCCGCCUGCAAGCUGCGCAAGGUGACGCUCCUCUUCAACGAGGUGGAUCGCGCCGCCCAGCGACUGGAGCAGUUGACCGAGCAGAGACGCGAGCGCCUGCGGCAGCUGACGAGGCAACGGGCCAUGGAGGACGAGAUGAAUGAGGUCACCUCCUGGCUGAACAGCGACGGAGCGGAGAAUCUGCAAAAGUUUUCACAGCUCCAGUGGGAGAACGAGACCCAACUGAAGGCCCAGGAGCAGGAGUUCGAGAAGUACUACUUCAUAGCGAUGAAACAUCUGGCCAAGGGACGCGACCUGCAUGCGGCGGCCAUUAAGGUGUCGGUUCUCAGCGAGAGCGCCGCCAGCCUGAAGACAGCUUUGGAUCAGUUCGCCCAGAAGUUGGAGCUCACGCACGAGCGGUUCGAGGCAGCCGCCCGACUGCUGCACCUGCUCACCCAGCACCAGCGCGAGGUGGCCGCCCACGAGGAGCUGCAGCGCCUGGCCGAGCAGUUGGGCGCCACGCCCCUGCUGGAGAAGCACUGGCCGGCCAUGAGGAAGAGCAACACUCUGCCUGCGGCCAGCAGCACGCCGGCGCCGUCGGGUGGCAAGCGCGGAAGCUAUCGCUGCAGUUCGGGAAGCGGCAGCUCCUUUGAGGGCAUGCCGGGCGGCAACUGCAGCUGUUGGCGCGAGAGCCGCCACCUGGAGGACAUGGACGAGCCGGACGAGGAGGAGCAGGACAACGAUUGCGAUAAUGACGCCGAUGGCGAUGGCGAGGAGCAGCAGUCGAAGAUUGCCGACUCCGGAGUGGGCGUCUGCGACAAUUGCGAGCGCAAUCCGAAGCUGGCACGCAUCUGCUCCUGCCAGAGUCUCAACGAGAAGAGUCACGACGAGCUGCUCGAGGAUGAGUGCUUUGAGCGACCUUCGAAGCGCUACAUGGACAUGCACUCGCCCAUGGAGGCGAACGCCCAUCUGCAGUGCCAUGGCUCCAGUCUGGAACUGCCCAAGCUGGAGGAGCUCAGCUGCCUGGACCCCAAAAUACAAAAAACGCUUCUAUUGAUCAUGCGCGAAAUGAUUGGUACCGAACGCGACUACGUGCGCUCCCUGUACUACGUGAUCGAGAACUACAUUGACGAGCUGCUGCGCGAGGACAUACCGCAGCCGCUGCGUGGCCAGCGGAACGUGAUCUUCGGCAACAUCGAGAAGAUCUUCGAGUUCCACAACUCGCAUUUCCUGGGCGAGCUGGAGCGGUACGAGCGUAAUCCGCUAAAGGUGGGCGCCGCCUUCCUGGAGAUGGAGUCCAAGUUCUACCUGUACGCACUGUACAACAAGAACAAGCCCAAGAGCGACACGCUGCUGAGCGAGUACGGCAGCUCCUUCUUCAAGCCCAAGCAGCUCCAACUGCAGGACAAGCUGGACUUGGCCUCGUACCUUCUGAAGCCGGUGCAGCGCAUGGGCAAGUACGCGCUGCUUCUGCAGCAGCUGGUGAAGGCCUGCCGGAGUGUGGAGGGCGCGGCUCUGCAGGAGAUCGCCGCCGACGUCGAGGAGCUGCAGCGUGCCGAGGAGAUGGUCAAGUUCCAGCUGCGCCACGGCAACGAUCUGCUGGCCAUGGACUCGCUGCGGGACUGUGACGUGAACGUCAAGGAGCAGGGCCGCCUGCUGCGCCAGAAUGAGUUUCUCGUCUGGCAGGGACGCGGUGGCAAGAAGACGCUACGCCAGGUGUUCCUCUUCGAGGAGCUGGUGCUUUUCAGCAAGGCGCGCCGCUUCCCAGACCACAAGAAUCUGGACAUCUACAUUUACAAGAACAGCAUCAAGACUUCGGAUAUUGGCCUGACGGCGCACACGGGCGAUUCGGCGACCAAGUUCGAGAUCUGGUUCCGGAAGCGAAAGCCGGACGACACCUAUAUGCUGCAGUGCAUGUCGGAGGACAUCAAGAACGCCUGGACCGAGGAGAUCUCCAAGCUGCUCUGGAAGCAGGCGAAACGAAACAGAGAAAUUCGUCUGGCGGAGAUGUCUUCGAUGGGCAUUGGCAGCAAGCCCUGCCUGGACAUACGUCCGAGCAACAACCAGAUCAGCGAUCGGUCCAUACCCCUGACACAGCUAAACAAAACACCGAAGUUGCGUCACUCGGAGCUCGGCAAGGGCAGCAUGCGGCGUCCUAACUCGCUGAUAUCGGAGAGCUCCCUGUCCAGCGGCACUAGCACCACCAGUGGCUCCUCUAUCAGCGGCGGAUCCUCGUCGGGCCAUGGGGCGCACGAGAGCGGCCGGCACAGCCUGCACUUUGGCAAACUGCCAGGCAGCCACAACAGCAGCAGCAGCCACAGUAAUGCCACACUGGAACUGAUCAAUGAGACGCAGGCCCUAAAGCUGAGCAAGGGCUGUGGCAGUGGCAGUGGCAGUGGCAGCGGCAGCGGCAGUGGCAGUCACAAGAGCCAAGAGCCUGCCUCCGAAGGCAGAAACAGCUCGUCGGGCAACGAACAGCACGGACACGGAAGCAAACGUCAUCCCAAGCGAUCGACGACAAUCGUCAGCCAGCUGUCCAUGGAGAGCGGCAUUGUCUCAGACAUGUGCGGCACACCGGACCAGGAGCACGCGGCCGAGCAGUUGGCCGGCACAGGCAACAGGGGCAGCUGGUCCACAUCCACCGCAUCGGCAACGGCAUCCACUGCGAGCGCCUCGACGGUGAUCCUGCGGCGCUACAAGUCGUAUGCGCAUGCGGCCGAAUCCGCUGCCCCGGAGAGCAGUAAAUAGGUUCUCGGCCAGGCCAGGCCCUAGGUAUACAGAAGAACGAUUUAUAGCUUUAGCAGAAGAACGGAACGGUUUCAUCGGAUCCAGUUAUAAUAUACGAUACGAUACGAUACGAUACGAUACGAGUUACCAUAAUCAUUAUAAUUUUUACUUCAUUUUUUUUUUAUGUUAUUUAUUAUUUAUUACAUUAUACAUUUUAGUUGUGUUAAUUUGUCAUAAUUAAUCCCUAUUCCGCA
Molecule: messenger RNA, 6268 nt
Organism: Drosophila persimilis
Lineage: Eukaryota; Metazoa; Arthropoda; Insecta; Diptera; Drosophilidae
Product: pleckstrin homology domain-containing family G member 3
Exons: 17
Coding region: 9-6035 (2008 amino acids)
Molecular function (GO): guanyl-nucleotide exchange factor activity
Source: RefSeq, a predicted model, not a curated record